AUGGCCAAAAAGGUUGAAAAACUUAGUAUUGAAACAAAUAUUUUGGAUCCAUCAACGUUCCUUGAUAAACUUCUUCAAUCUGAAGGAGAUUUAAUGAAGUCGAAUGUCAUCGUCCACUUUCACGAUAGUGAAGCUUCUCAUGAGAAAUUUGUUACUGGUAAUUCAAAUUUUGGCUGUGAUAGUUUAAUUUUUCUAUUUUUAAAAAGGAUUUUUAAUUUGACUAAAAAGUUUUCUGAUAGUGUAUUUUUUGACAUAACCCUCAGAGGUGCUGCCUGUUUAGAAGAUGAACUAAUUGACUUAGUAAGAACAAGUAACUCUACGAAAGUUUUACCUAAUAGAAUUAGAGAUGAAUUUUCAUGUUGGACGGAUCCUUUUGCCCCAAAUACGUUUUGUACUACUGUUGAAAAGGAAGGCUAUAUAAAGCCUAUACUAGAUGUUAUGUCCAGGGGUUUGGCUAUAUUGAAAAAACUACCAGAAAUUGUUAACAGUCGCUGUCCAUGUGUAUAUUUUAUUGAUAUAGUUAAACUUGAUGAUGAUAACCCGGAAGUUUCUGAAGCUGUAAGAUGGAUAUUUGCUGAUAUACCAUGUGGUGAAAAUGAUGAAUUAGGAAAUAAGUUUGUUAGAUUUCUCCAACAAGAUCCUGCAAUUAAUGAGAUCAACGUAAAAAUUCGGAAAGAACCUCUCUUUGCUAGUCUCAAAAAUUUUCUACUUAGAGACACUUCUUCGACUAUAAUUUUUAAUGCUUCAUAUAAUUAUUGUCUUCUGGAAUUUAAUAAGACCCGAGACGUUAUUUCAAAAUGGUUUGCUCUUCCACAAGGGAUUAUUAAACUUGAGACGCAACUUUACCUUUCCGCCACUGCGGCUGAUUUGGAUUUUUUUGAGAAAUUUGAGGAAGAUGAAAAGUUAGUUGAAAUGCUUCCUCAACCAGAAGCUGAAAAACGAGAAUUUGAAUUGAAACUAUUGAGAGAAAGUAACAAUAGGAUUGUUGAUGAUAUAGAAAAAAGUGUAGAAAAAAUUGACAAUGUGAAGAAAAAAAUAUCAAAAAAUAAUAAACUUGUUGAAGCGCAUCAAAAAGAUAUUUCUGCAAUUCAAGGUGAGAUUGAAAAGAUAAAUUCCGAAUACACUGCAUCCGUUGAAGAAAACGUAAAACUAGGCUGUGAACUUGAUAUUUUAAACAAUAAAAUGUCUGAAAAUAUAAAAAAUAUUGAAAUUGAACAAAAGAAAAUUGAUGCCAUUUUACCUGUAAUUGAAAAAUUAAACAUUCUUUGUGGUAAUUUGGAAAAAGAAAAUGAUGAGAAAGAAGAGGAGCGUAAAAUAAUUUCUUCAAAAGCUAAUAAGUUAAACACAAUGGGAUUAGAUUUGUGGAAGGUAUCUGUUGAAAAACUGGAACAAAUAUCAGAAAAUUUUGAUAAAUUAAAACUUGACGCAGGACAAAAUAAAGAGAAUUCAAAUAUUGCCUAUAAUAUUUCUCAUAUAGAAAAGUUGGUGGAAAUUGUUUCAAAAGAUUAUUUUGAUUUUUUGGAUCUGGAAAAAGACGCUAAAAAAGACUUCCCUGACGUAUGCUCUUCUGCUGAAAGUGGUUUGUACAUGUUAAAAGACAAAGUUAAUUUAAGAGAAGCAGAAAUCUCUAGAAAACUAAAUGAGGUCUCUGUUAAAUUUAAUGACAAUGUUCAAGAAGAAAUGAAGCUUAUAUUUGAUGACGCUACAAAUUCUUUAAGUAAAAAUAAUGUAGAUAUUAAUUCUGAAUUGCAAACAAAUAUAAUUGAACAAAAAGAAAUUUCAUUUUUGUAA
Messenger RNA from Strongyloides ratti, 1791 nucleotides. RefSeq lists its product as hypothetical. Bases 1 to 1791 code for a protein of 596 amino acids. The record is from RefSeq and is a predicted model, not a curated record. The transcript has 2 exons. Lineage: Eukaryota; Metazoa; Nematoda; Chromadorea; Rhabditida; Strongyloididae.